Messenger RNA from Ixodes scapularis (black-legged tick), 465 nucleotides. RefSeq names its product vacuolar protein-sorting-associated protein 36-like. The transcript has a single exon. The coding region runs from base 1 to 465 and encodes 154 amino acids. The record is from RefSeq and is a predicted model, not a curated record. Lineage: Eukaryota; Metazoa; Arthropoda; Arachnida; Ixodida; Ixodidae.
AUGGAAGCCGAAGACAAAUCAGACACAGCAAUCCUGAAACAAAUGAAAGCAGAUCUCCUUAAAUUUGAGAGGAAGAUCGAAGAGGACAAACAAAAACGAGAAGCCCGCAAGGCAACUAUCGCCAGGCGUCUCAAGGAAGCAAUGGAAACCCGCAAGGCAAUCCAAGAUGCGAAUCAGCAAGAACGGGAGCAAACCCGUCGAGAAGCUUCGCAGGAACAUCGAGUAAUCUCCACCAGGGAGCCCACUCCACCAAAGCAAGCGGCACCAACGAAUCAGAUAAACUGGCAACAGAUGUUCCUCCAGUUUCAACAACAGAUGAACCAACAAAUGCAGCAAACGCAACAACAGAUGCAGCAACAAAUGCAACAAACACAGCAACAAAUGCAGCAGUUCCAGCAAACAAUCCUCCAGAAGCUUGGACCAGCACCUACGACAAGUCAGGCCAUGCCCGAACAUGAGUGCUAA